AUGUCCGACUCAAAGCCCGUCUCCUCGGCGGAGGACAAGGAACUGGGCGUCCACCAGCACGCCGACGCUGCUUCUCCGAAUGCCGCCCAUCCCGAAGAUAUUGCGGCCGAGGCAAAGCAGGCCGCCGACUCGGAGCACCAAAUGACCCUCCUGGAGGCCAUCAAGACCUACCCCAAGGCCAUCGCCUGGUCCGUCCUCCUCUCGUCGACUCUCAUCAUGGAAGGAUACGACCUCGCCCUGCUCUCCAACCUCUACUCCUCGCAGUACUUCAACCAAAAGUACGGAGCGUACAGCGAGGCCCAGGGCAAGUAUGUUCUCUCCGCCGCAUGGCAGUCCGGGCUGUCAAACGGUGCGCGUGGUGGAGAAAUCAUCGGUCUUAUCCUCGCCGGUUGGACCGCCGAUCGGUACGGGUACAAGAUGACCACCAUCGGGUUCCUGGUGUUGAUGAUUGCCUUCAUUUUCGUGCUGUUCUUUGCGCCGAACGUGAAGAUCUUGGUGCUGGGAGAGGUCCUUUGUGGAAUCCCAUGGGGCGCCUUCCAGAGCGUGACUCCCGCAUACGCCUCCGAGGUCGCUCCCGUCGUCCUGAGACCCUACCUCACGACGUUCAUCAACAUGUGCUGGGUAAUUGGUCAAUUCUUUGCUGCUGCAGUCAACAAGGGCUCCUUCCAACAUGCCAACGAAUGGGCGUACCGCAUCCCCUUCGCAGUACAAUGGGUCUGGCCCGUCCCGAUCCUCAUCGGCGUCUGCUUCGCCCCUGAAUCCCCCUGGUGGUACGUCCGCCACAACAACAAGCCCGCCGCCAGAGCGUCCCUCCUCCGCCUCACCUCCCGCAACCAGCCCAACUUCAACCCGGACGAGACCAUCGCCAUGAUCGAGCACACCAACGAGAUGGAGAAGCGCGUCAAGGAGGGCGUCACCUACGCCGACUGCUUCCGCGGCACCGACCUGCGCCGCACCGAGAUCGUCAUCGGCAUCUGGCUCGUCCAGACCCUCGGCGGCCAGAACCUCAUGGGCUACUUCUCCUACUUCCUCGUCCAGGCCGGCAUGGACGCCAACAACUCCUUCUCCCUCUCCAUGGGCCAGUACGCCCUCGGCAUGGUCGGCACCGCCGGCUCCUGGUACCUCAUGCACAAGCUCGGCCGCCGGACGAUCCACUUCUCCGGCCUCUGCGCGCAGUUCACCCUGCUCCUCAUCGUCGGCUGUCUCUCCUUCUCCGGCGCCAACGCCGCCGUCUGGGCCAUCGCUGCCAUGCUCAUCAUCUUCACCUUCGUCUACGACUUCACCGUCGGGCCCGUCACCUACUCCCUCAUCUCCGAGCUGUCCUCCACCCGCCUCAAGGCCAAGACCAUCGUCAUGGCCCGCGCCGGCUACAACGCCAGCAACAUCUUCGUGAACGUCAUGACAAACUACCAGCUCUCGUCCACCGCGUGGGACUGGGGCGCCCGCACCGCCUUCUUCUGGGCGGGCACAUGCCUGCUGUCUUCCGUCUGGGUCUACUUCCGCGUCCCCGAGCCCAAGGGCCGCACGUACGCCGAGCUGGACCUGCUCUUCGAGCACGGCGUCUCGGCGAGGAAGUUUGCAAGCACAAAGAUCGACCCGUACUCGCGGGAGCUCAGCAGCGAGAAGAAGCUCGUCGAGGAGCACUGA
Molecule: messenger RNA, 1647 nt
Organism: Colletotrichum chrysophilum
Lineage: Eukaryota; Fungi; Ascomycota; Sordariomycetes; Glomerellales; Glomerellaceae
Exons: 4
Coding region: 1-1647 (548 amino acids)
Biological process (GO): carbohydrate transport; transmembrane transport
Cellular component (GO): membrane
Molecular function (GO): carbohydrate:proton symporter activity
Source: RefSeq, a predicted model, not a curated record